This is a messenger RNA of Mesocestoides corti, 495 nucleotides long. Lineage: Eukaryota; Metazoa; Platyhelminthes; Cestoda; Cyclophyllidea; Mesocestoididae. The record is from the annotation of a GenBank genome assembly.
AUGCUCAGGAUUCUUUGUGUAUUAGCCAUAAUUGUUCACGUCUUUGGAGAUGUUCCGACGGCGAACGAAAGUGCUGAACUCCUCGAGAAUCUUACACGCAUUCGUGAAAACGUCAGACCACAAGCCAGCGACAUGAUGCUUUUGAAUUACUCUAAAGAAAUGGAGAAUGUGGCGGAGGAAUGUGUGUCGAGGUGUAAAGACGAAUAUCCAUUCUAUGAGGACUAUCCCCAGUACAAUGAAACUGGCUUCAUCUUGGUCACUUCCAAUCACUCUCCGGAAUUCACGGAGGCGUUUAUCAAUGUUGGAAGGCAGGCUUCACUUUACAAAUAUAUAAAAAACAUCUGCAUCGGUGACUGCUUCUCAUAUAAGCAACAUCCCGACAUCUUCAUCCACUACGCCACAGCAAAAUGUCACCACCACCUCGAGUGCUGCAACCACUUCAACUACUCUCCCAACCACCAGCAGUGCAUCAAUAUCGUCAACGGCACAGGUUAA